AAUGCCUGCAAAUGCCGUCCGUGAAGCAAGUUCUCGCUUGCGCGGUGUGGCUUCUAGUUCUAGGGGAAGCCGCCGACAGGAUUUUCUACCUCGGCAUCGUGGAGGAGUACUGGGAUUAUGCGCCGACCGGGGAGAAUCUGAUUAAGGGGAAAAACCUGACAGAAGAUGAAGAAGCCAUUCCAUUUGUGAAAAGAGGAGCUAACAGGAUAGGCCGUGUUUACAAAAAGGCCAUUUUCAGACAAUUCACAGACAAGACCUACUCUCAGGAAAUCGCCAAACCAUCUUGGCUUGGUUUUCUUGGACCUGUGCUGAGAGCUGAGGAAAGAGAUACAUUCAUCGUUCAUAUGAAGAACUUUGCUUCCCGGCCUUAUUCUGUGCAUCCACAUGGAACCUUUUAUAAGAAAGAUUCUGAAGGAGCCCUUUACCCUGAUGGCACAGGGGGCAAAAGUAAAGCCGAUGAUUUUGUGCUUCCCGGUGGCAAUUAUACGUAUACAUGGCCUGUGACCGAUGACUUUGCCCCUACGGCGGCAGACCCCCAGUGCCUGACUUGGAUUUACCAUUCACACAUUGAUACUCCAAAAGAUAUCAGCUCCGGGUUGAUUGGACCGCUGCUGGUUUGCAAGAAAGGUUCAUUAGACAAUGUUUCUAUGCCGGUGGCCAGUAUGCCUAAAGGAUUUACUGUGAUGUUCAGCAUCGUAGAUGAAAAUCUCAGCUGGUACUUGGAUGAAAAUAUAAACACCUUCUGCUUAGAGCCCAGCACUGUUGAUAAAGAGGAUAAAGAUUUCCAGGACAGCAAUAAGAUGCACACAAUUAAUGGCUAUUUUUUUGGAAAUCUCCCUGGUCUGGAGAUGUGUGCCGGCGAACGGAUAUCCUGGUAUAUGAUUGGGAUGGGGAACGAGAUUGACAUUCACUCCGCUCAGUUCUUUGGCCACACCUUCAUUAAUCAAGGACACCGAGCAGAUGUCAUCAGCCUGUUUCCAGCCACCUUUGUUACAGCAGAAAUGAUGGUGGAGAAUGUUGGGAAGUGGGUUUUAACCUGCCAAGUUGCUGAACACAUACAAAGGGGUAUAAUGGGAUUAUACAAUGUCAAGGCAUGUGACCAAAAUGCAUCCAAGCCUUUACCGAAAGGUCAGGAGAGAAGAUACUUCAUCGCUGCUGAAAUGAUUCUGUGGGAUUAUGGGCCUGAUGGGAUCGACCAGUUCACUGGGCAACCUUUAAACGCUACAGACAGCGAUUCAGCACCUUUCUUUAGACAAGGAGAUGACCGAAUAGGAGGUCGCUAUUGGAAAGUUCACUACGUCCUGUACACGGAUAGAAAGUUCGCCAGAAGAAAGGAGCAACCUGAAUCUGCCACCCAUCUCGGCAUACUUGGCCCAGUGAUCAAAGCUGAAGUUGGAGAUACAAUUUUGGUUACUUUUGCCAACAAGGCAGACAGGAACUUCAGCAUGAUGCCACACGGCGUGGCCUUCAACAAGUCAUCAGAAGGAGCCCCUUAUCUGGAUGGGCAUCAGAAGCCGGGAGCCCGUGUUGAACCCGGUGAAAUCUUUGAGUACAAGUGGAGUGUUCCUGAAAGCGUUGGCCCAACGGACAGCGACCCAUCAUGUCUCACUUACCUAUAUUAUUCAGCAACUGAUCCAGUGAUGGACACCCAGUCUGGUCUUGUGGGGCCUUUACUCAUCUGUAAGAAGGGUACUCUGGAACCUGAUGGAAAACAGAAAGGAGUGGACAAAGAAUUCUAUCUGCUAUUUACAGUCUUCGAUGAGAAUAUGAGCCACUAUAUUGACAGAAACAUUGGUGCAUUUACUGGCGAUCCAUCUAAAGUUGAUAAGGAAGAUGAGAGUUUCAAGGAAUCCAACAAAAUGCACUCUGUCAACGGGUACCUCUUUGGUAACUUGCCUGGCCUCACUAUGUGCAAGAAUGACAUGGUUUCUUGGCAUAUGAUUGGACUGGGCAGCGUGACAAACAUGCAUGGUGUUUAUUUCCAAGGGAACACCAUUCACUUGGGUGGCAGAAACAGGGAUACCCUUGCCUUGUUCCCACAUACAUCGAUGACAGCGCUGAUGCACCCAGACCGAGUAGGGACUUUCCGAGUGGAUUGCAGAACAUUUGACCACUUUAUCGGUGGGAUGAAGCAUCUGUAUAAAGUUAAAGCUUGCCGCAAGGCAUCUGAAGACAGGAAAUGGUAUGGAACCGUCAGAACACAUUACAUUGCUGCAGAAGAAGAAGAAUGGGAUUACGCUCCUAACAAGACUUGGGCAGAGAAGGGGAAUUCCGCAAGCCAAGAGGAAAGUUAUGGACAUGUGUUUGUGAGCCAAGGUGAAGAUCGCAUAGGUUCAAAGUAUAAGAAGGCAGUUUACAGAGCCUACAAGAAUGGAUAUUUUAUGGAGCCUAAAAAGAGGACUGCAAGGGAGCUACAUCUGCAAAUUCUCGGGCCCUUGAUCCAUGCAGAAGUUGGCGACUCGAUACUGAUUGUGUUUAAGAAUAAAGCAAGCCGGCCUUACUCGAUAGCAGCUCACGGAGUAGAAGAAGCAGCAGGUGGUAAAGAAGCCGGUGUUACUAUGCCAGGAGAAAUAAGCAUAUACCGAUGGAAUGUUCCGGAAAGAUCAGGCCCUGGUGUCACCGACCCUGAUUGUAUCACUUGGGUUUACUAUUCAACGGCACAUUUUGUAAAGGACGUGAGCAGUGGUUUAAUUGGGCCGCUUAUAAUUUGCAGAAAGGGAGUGUUAAAUGCAGAGGGUUUAAGGACAGACAUAGAUCGUGAGUUUGCUCUUCUGUUCAUGGUCUUUGAUGAAAAUGAGUCCUGGUACUUGGAAGAUAAUAUUGGGAAAUAUCUACACAAGAAUCCAAUGGAAUUCAAUCACACCGAUGAUUUCGUGGAAGGAAACCAGAUGCAUGCAAUCAACGGAAAGAUCUUUUUCAACCUUCCUGGGUUAACCAUGAAAGAAAGGGAAAGCACAAACUGGUAUUUAAUUGGGAUGGGAAAUGAAAUUGACCUUCAUACGGUCCAUUUCCAUGGAGAGACCUUCCUCUUCAAGACUGAGCACGAACACAGAGGAGAUGUGUAUGACCUGUUCCCAGGGACCUUUCAGACUGUGGAACUUUUUGCCUUUAACCCUGGGACAUGGCUUUUACACUGCCACGUGCACGAUCACGUCCACGCUGGGAUGGAGACAACCUACACUAUCAUCAGCUCUGAUCAUGUGAACACAACCACAAGAUAUGAUUUAGUCACUGUCAGUGGUGGAACUACUGCUAAAGAUAACGGUGGAGAAAGAAUAGAUUUCUUGGGGAAACCUCUGGACCUACAAGAAGUAAACCUGGUCCUCAAAGCUCUUUUCUUCACCGGACUUGUUCUUCUGGUUACUGUCCUAGUCCUUAUGGUCUUUAUUGCUUGCCAGAAAAAGAGGACACCAUAUAAAGAAAUUGGCCAGAACUGUGAUCUCCCAAUGGAAUCUUUCUAAUCAGGUGUUUUGACUGUACAGAGGACUUUGUUCAGUGUGUCUGCUAAAUUGAUGGUACACCUUGCAGUGAGCCAAAAUGAUAAUGUUUACAGGUAAAAAGACCUAAGCUGCUGCUGUAAUGAGAUACUUUCAAGAAUUAUUGCUGAGA
This is a messenger RNA of Heteronotia binoei (common prickly gecko), 3609 nucleotides long. RefSeq names its product hephaestin like 1 (gene HEPHL1). Gene Ontology annotation, molecular function: ferroxidase activity; copper ion binding. Gene Ontology annotation, cellular component: plasma membrane. Bases 12 to 3461 code for a protein of 1149 amino acids. Lineage: Eukaryota; Metazoa; Chordata; Lepidosauria; Squamata; Gekkonidae. The transcript is spliced from 20 exons. Gene Ontology annotation, biological process: iron ion transport. The record is from RefSeq and is a predicted model, not a curated record.